Vitis riparia (riverbank grape) is the source of this 1358-nucleotide messenger RNA. RefSeq names its product ER lumen protein-retaining receptor erd-2.2. The transcript has 6 exons. The record is from RefSeq and is a predicted model, not a curated record. Lineage: Eukaryota; Viridiplantae; Streptophyta; Magnoliopsida; Vitales; Vitaceae. Gene Ontology annotation, biological process: protein retention in ER lumen. The coding region runs from base 203 to 1021 and encodes 272 amino acids. Gene Ontology annotation, molecular function: ER lumen protein retrieval receptor activity. Gene Ontology annotation, cellular component: membrane.
UCUAUUUCCACACUGAUUUUGGAAGCUUUGACGACAAAGCGAAAGUGCUUUCAGCCUUUCACACUGAUCACACAUCCAAAUCAAAAUCUCAUUUUUUUUACUCGGACGCCCCACUGAUUCUCCGUCCUCGCCCUUUUUUUUUUCCCCUGACUUUCUCGCCGGCCAAACAAGGGCAAAAACAGAAAACAAAGGGACCACCGCCAUGAGGCCUCCACGAAGACCGAUCCACACCGUGUCCGCAUGGGUUCGGCGGCAACCGCCCAAGGUCAAGGCCUUCCUGGCCGUCGUCUCCGGCAUGGCUGCGCUGGUGCUGCUCCGCAUCGUCGUUCAUGAUCACGAUAAUCUAUUCGUCGCAGCUGAGGCCGUUCACUCUAUCGGAAUUUGUGUUCUCAUCUACAAGCUCAUGAAGGAGAAAACUUGUGCUGGACUUUCACUCAAAUCCCAGGAAUUAACAGCUAUAUUCUUGGCUGUGAGAUUGUACUGUAGUUUUGUGAUGGAAUAUGACAUACACACUCUACUUGAUUCAGCUACAUUGGGCACAACCUUGUGGGUUAUUUAUAUGAUUCGCUUUAGGUUAAAGUCCAGUUACAUGGAGGAUAAAGACAACUUUGCAAUAUAUUAUGUGGUGGGACCCUGUGCUCUGUUAGCUUUGGUUAUUCAUCCAUCUACAUCGCAUCAUUUUGUGAACAGGAUUUUCUGGGCUUUCUGUGUGUAUCUGGAGGCUGUUUCUGUCCUACCUCAGUUGCGAGUCAUGCAGAACACAAAGAUUGUUGAACCAUUCACCGCUCAUUAUGUAUUUGCAUUGGGUGUUGCGAGGUUCUUGAGCUGUGCCCAUUGGGUUCUUCAGGUCUUGGAUACCCGUGGACACUUGCUAGUAGCUCUCGGCUAUGGAUUAUGGCCUUCCAUGGUUCUUAUCUCAGAAAUUGUCCAAACAUUCAUUUUAGCAGACUUCUGUUACUACUAUAUCAAAAGUGUUGUUGGAGGACAGCUCGUGCUGCGGCUUCCCUCGGGAGUGGUGUGACCAGUGAUCUCUUGUGCUAUACCAUAUGAGCAUACUGCCCCGAAAAUUAACUUAAGAAUAUAGGCCAUGCGGCUGGAUGCUCUUCUUUUUAAGUACCUCCUUCCUGCUCUACACGACGGUUCAUGUUAGUAUCUGGUUCUCUCUUGCAUUCGUGACUGAAAAUCAAAUGAGUCGAUUAUAAAGUUGGGGAUGCAUGAAUUGGGGUGGAUGUUUGAAUUCAAAAACACAGUUGAUUUUAUCACAGUUGGGUUAACUUAUUUUGUGUCAACACUGAUCUUGGGCUUAAAUCAAAUCUGGUUUAAGUGAUUUCAGAAUUGAAUAAUUGUUUUCUCCUUCC